CCCCGAGCUCCUUGGCACGUCCCCGAUUGGUGGGCAGGGCCGGUGCCUUUGAAGUGUGCUGCAAGAUCGGAGCUAUUUGACGUGCGGCUCCGGGAACGGGAAGGGCUUUUUUUUCCCAAAAGAGGUUUUUAUUAUUUUUAUCAUUAUUAUUCUUUCAUUAAAGUCUCGCUGGGGCCGGUGCGCUCGUCUUUGCCGCCGCUCCUGCCAGGCGCCCGGGCUUGGGCGCUGCGGAGCUCGCCUCUCCUGCCUCUCCCUCCCCCUCCCCAGCCUGGCCCGACCCCACCCCCGCCCGGCCCGCUCCCCAAAUGAGCGCUGGCUCGCCCGCUGGAUCUAACGCAAGGACAUCGCCCACCAGCAGCGGAGGGAAGAGCGCGGCCGCCGCCACCUUCUCGUCCUCUCCAGCCCAGGCUCCGGGAGCCGCGUGCCCGGCGCUCUCGCACCUGUCCCCGGAGGACCCCCUGCGCCAGGCGAACCGGCUUCCCAUCAGGGUGCUGAAGAUGCUGAGCGCCCACAGCGGACACCUCUUGCACCCGGAAUACCUGCAGCCCCUCUCCUCCACGCCCGUCAGCCCCAUCGAGCUGGACGCCAAGAAAAGCCCUCUGGCGCUGCUGGCGCAAACCUGCUCGCAGAUCGGCAAGCCGGACCCUCCGCCCGCCUCCAAACUCAACUCCGGCGCUUCGGCCGGGCUCUCCGGGCCGGACAAGGAGUCCGGGAGCCGCGGCGGCGCCCUCAAGCAGCUUGGCGAGCCGCCGACCGAGGACAAGUCCAGCUUCAAGCCUUAUUCCAAAGGCGGCGGAGGCGGCGAUCUGCGUAAGGAGGGCGGCGGCGGCGGGCAGCCGAACCAGGCCGGGCCGGGCGCGGAGAAGACGGGCUUCCGCGUGCCCAGCGCCGCCUGCCCUCCUUUCCCUCCGCACGGAGCAGCCGCCGCCACCGCCUCGUCCUCUUCCACCUCCUCCUCCCCGGGCGGCUCGAGGGGCAGCUCUCCGCAGCAGCACGCGGAUUGCAAAGGCGCCGACGACAAGAAGGAGAUGGAUAUGUCCGCCAAGGCCAGCCCCGACGGCGCGCAAGGAGCCGGCGGCAGUAGCAGCCGCGCGGGCAGCGGCGCGGGUAGCGCGGAGCCCGGAGCUCAUACCGAGGCCUCUUCCGGGCGCAAGUCGGAGCCUCCGGCCCUGAGCGCGGGCCACGUGGCUCCGGUGUCCCCAUACAAGCCGGGACACUCGGUGUUUCCUUUGCCGCCCUCCAGCAUCGGCUACCACGGCUCCAUCGUCGGGGCCUAUGCUGGCUACCCGUCCCAGUUUGUGCCCAGCUUGGACCCUACCAAGCCCAGCCUGGUGAGCAGCCAGUUGCCUGGCGCCUUGGGGUUACCGGGCAAGCCCCCCAGCUCCAGCCCUCUGACGGGGGCCUCUCCCCCUUCCUUCAUGCAAGGAUUAUGCCGCGACCCCUAUUGCCUGAGCUACCACAGCGCCUCGCAUUUGGGCACUAGCAACUGCUCCAGCUGCGUGCACGACCCGGGCAGCCUGAAAAGCGGAUAUCCCUUGGUGUACCCCACACACCCUCUGCACACCACCCUCUCCAGCGCCACACCCAGCCUGCCGGGCCACCCGCUCUACACGUACGGCUUCAUGCUCCAGAACGACACCCUUCCCCACAUAUGCAACUGGGUGUCUGCCAGCGGACCCUGCGACAAGAGGUUUGCCACCUCGGAGGAACUGCUGGCCCACUUACGGACCCACACGACACUGCCAGGGGCAGAAAAACUCCUGGCUGGCUACCCUACCUCUGGGCUGGGGUCCGCGGCAUCUUGCCACCUGCAUCUCCCACCCACCGGCCCCGGGAGCCCCAGCUCCUUCUCUUUGAGAAGCCCGCACACUUUGGGACUAAACCGGUACCACCCUUACGGCAAGAGCCACUUGCCCACGGCCGGGGCGUUGCCGGUGCCCUCUUUGCCUGCAGCUGGACCUUACUACUCUCCAUAUGCCCUUUAUGGCCAAAGACUAACCUCAGCCUCUGCACUUGGAUAUCAGUAACUACAAUUGUCUGCCGCCUCUCCCUCUUCUUUUCCUGCCCUCGUCCUGGGACUAUGUAUUUAUUUACUGUAUGUUAGCUUAAAGCUGGGAAUUAUAAGUGCAUUAAUACGCCAAUGAAUCAAUGGUAUGCAAAAAGUCUGUGUCCCCCCCUCCCAAAAAAAUAAUAUUGAUUAUAACAGUACCCAACCUAAAUCUCUCUCUCUCUUUUUGCUUGUGUGGGGGCUCUUAAUUGUGUUUUCUUUUAUCUUUCUUUUAACCCCCUAUAAUUUUCUUUUUUUAAAAAAAAAUCUCUUUGAUCCCCCAUAAACCAUUUGCAUGAUUCUCAACAAAAUGCACCCCUCCCUCCUUUGUCCCCCCCUCUUUUCUUUUUUAAAAGGAAAUAGUUUCCCCCCCUUUUGUACAGCUAUCAGAAAUGUAAUUAUAUUUUUUUUGUCCUUUUGUGUAUUGUGUUCUAAGGAAAGGGGCGGCGGGAGGUCAGCUGGGAGAUGUUCUGUGGCUUUGUUCUAGCUGCAGGAUGGCAAGAGCAUCACUUGCCAUGCGGUGGUGAGAUGCACUUUGCUGAUGGGUUGUGAGCAAGGAAGGACCCCAGCCUCUGCCGCCGGCUUUGGUUCUGAGGACUACUCCAUCUUAAGUCAGGUGCCCUCUCUCUUCUCCAUAAAGUCAGGUGCUCUGAGCUUUGAGAGUUGGUGGGUGCCCUGUAUGGAGGCAAGGGCUGAUGUGCCAGUUAUCCUGGUGCUUGGAUGUUGCUGAUGAUACUUGAAGCCCAGAAAGUGCGCUGAACAAGUUGAUCCAUCACAGGGACACCUACCACAAUUUUUUUGAGGUGGCUCUUCUUUUGUUUAUUUUGGUGUUUUGUUUUUUUUUAAAGACCUGGAUUUAAAUAAAAUUGGCAAGCACCCUCGAGGGACUGGAACUGAAGACCUAUUUUUCCCCAACCUGCACCAAAUGAAGAACUCAAAAUAACUUUUGCUUAGCCUAGUACAAGCUGGAUCCUUAUAAAGAGUCCGGCUAGCCCCAAGGGGCCAGUUGCAUCCUCAACUGCAGGCUCAAAUCUACAUACCAAAAAAAAACCAUUCAAUCCUCCCUAAUCCCCCAAUUUAUCUUGACCUAUGGGAAUGGAACUGUCAUUAGGUUGUGGAGCCCCACCCCCACCCCCCAUCCCCAGUCUUAACGCAGCGCGGAAGGCUGCGGAUCAUUUUGGGUGAUAAGAGCUCCAUCCUGGUAAGUCUUAUUUUGUUAAUAAAUGAAUACUUGGCUAUAUCUA
Molecule: messenger RNA, 3291 nt
Organism: Podarcis muralis (Common wall lizard)
Lineage: Eukaryota; Metazoa; Chordata; Lepidosauria; Squamata; Lacertidae
Gene: ZNF703
Product: zinc finger protein 703
Biological process (GO): negative regulation of DNA-templated transcription
Cellular component (GO): nucleus
Source: RefSeq, a predicted model, not a curated record